UUUCUCCAAAUCUCUACCUUUCUGUUCAAACAUCUAUUUUCCUUUCACUUUCUUUCAAUUUUUUUCCAAAAUGCGUAUGAGUUGUAAUGGAUGCCGGAUCCUUCGUAAAGGAUGCAGUGAAAAUUGUAGCAUUAGGCCAUGUUUACAAUGGAUCAAAAGCCCUGAAUCCCAAGCAAACGCUACCGUUUUUCUCGCCAAGUUCUAUGGCCGUGCCGGUCUCAUGAACCUCAUCAACGCUGGCCCCGAACACCUUCGUCAUGAUAUUUUUAGGUCAUUAUUAUACGAGGCUUGUGGGCGGAUCGUGAACCCGAUUUACGGUUCUGUUGGGUUAUUAUGGUCCGGAAGCUGGCAGCUUUGUCAAGCCGCCGUGGAAGCUGUGCUAAAAGGAGCUCCCAUCAUUCCGAUUGCUUCUGAAGCCGCCGCGAAUGGUCAAGGUCCGCCGCUAAAAGCAUACGACAUUCGUCAUGUCUCCAAAGAUGAGAACUCCGCAGCCUCCAACGAUGUUCAACGAGUCAAGACUCGUUGCCGGGUUAAAAGAACUGUGAAGCCCAAGGUGGAUAAGCCGGUCUUAGAGGAGAACUGCGAACAACCCGAACCGCGGCGUUACGCGGAAGAAUGGUUCGAGGGAAACAGAUCGACGAGUCACGAGUCAUCGCUGAGUCACCAGUCUGAGUUGGCCGUUAUGGAUGGGGAAAGUAAAGAAACAGAGAGUAUGAUCUCAGAGGAAACAGUGGCGGCUUCGCGGCUGUUUCCGGCGAGGCCGGAGUUCAGAGGUAGGGUUUCGAAAGAAAGGACGGGGGAAGGAAGCGGCGAGAUGGGGCUGGAGUUGACUCUGGGAUUUAAGCCGGUUGCAUCACGUGGCUGUGAGGUGGUGGUGCCCGUGAAGAAGAGGAGAGUGGAGGCGUUGGAGGAUAGUGAAAGGUGUAAGGUUGACCUGGGGCUCGACUAUCCGGCGGCUUAAACGGCAUUUAAGUUUUGGCUGCACGUUUUCGGCUUUUGUUUAUUUUACAUAGAAGAGUUGUGGGCUUUUUGUUUUUGUAAUUUCUUCUCUUUCCCUCUUUAUGUAAUCAGAGGAAACACAUAGUUCCAAUGUGGUUUACAUAAAUAGAAAUGGUAAAUUUUAUAGGUGGAA
This is a messenger RNA of Hibiscus syriacus, 1132 nucleotides long. RefSeq names its product LOB domain-containing protein 40-like. Lineage: Eukaryota; Viridiplantae; Streptophyta; Magnoliopsida; Malvales; Malvaceae. Gene Ontology annotation, biological process: regulation of gene expression. The record is from RefSeq and is a predicted model, not a curated record. The transcript has 2 exons. Bases 71 to 961 code for a protein of 296 amino acids.